AUGGCGGCGGCCGCAGGAUCAGGCAUUACCCCAAUGUCCACCGUCGUCAAUGCCCUGGACAGAAUUAUCACAGAUGAGUCGCUAUCAGGUGCAGCUCUCGAGUGCUCAGUUGACAAGGUUCUUCUGACCCCUGACCCUAAACCUUUGAACGGCGAGACAUCUACGGGCGCUUGUUUCGUCUGGGAUCCAAUAUUCCAUCAGAUUCAUCAUGAGCCGUCGGGACUACCUGACGCUGCCGAUCCUGUGCAGACAAAAGGAUCUUCAACUGCUGAGAAGGGUCCCGGCAUGUUUGCGAAGCUUUGA
Messenger RNA from Colletotrichum fioriniae, 303 nucleotides. RefSeq lists its product as uncharacterized. Gene Ontology annotation, cellular component: cytoplasm. The record is from RefSeq and is a predicted model, not a curated record. Lineage: Eukaryota; Fungi; Ascomycota; Sordariomycetes; Glomerellales; Glomerellaceae.